This is a messenger RNA of Patella vulgata (common limpet), 4991 nucleotides long. RefSeq names its product Krueppel-like factor 5. The coding region runs from base 2653 to 3657 and encodes 334 amino acids. Gene Ontology annotation, molecular function: RNA polymerase II cis-regulatory region sequence-specific DNA binding; DNA-binding transcription factor activity, RNA polymerase II-specific. The transcript is spliced from 3 exons. NCBI's taxonomy places the organism in Eukaryota, Metazoa, Mollusca, Gastropoda, Patellidae. The record is from RefSeq and is a predicted model, not a curated record. Gene Ontology annotation, biological process: regulation of transcription by RNA polymerase II.
CGUUGACAAGUUAGGCUUUUUGGAGCAAGGAUGUGUAUACAUCGUGCAGAAACUUCUCUUUAUUUAAAGACUGCAGAAACAAGUCAAAUACUCAUUGAAUAACUUGAAGAUUAGUAAAAAUGGUGGUUUUCGGUUUCUGUGUCCUCGCUAACGCAGAUGUUUUAAGCAAUUAAAAUUCGAAAAUUGUGAUCCUUCGAUCCGAAGUCUGGUGUUAAUUCUUGCAAGGGAUAGCUUCUCUCCGAAGUCUGGUGUUACUUCUGCCAAGGGAUAGCUUCUCCCUGAAAGCUGGUGUUACUUCUCCAAGGGAUAGCUUCUCUCUGAAAGCUGGUGUUACUUCUUCCAAGGAAUAGCUUCUCUCUGAAGUCUCCUUUCAGAAUGAUACAGUAAUUUGGAUUAGGACGCUGUGGUGUCUGGAUGUCGAGCUGUAAAAGCGUAAUCCGAGUUGAAUUAAAGAAAACGGAAGUUGUCUGGUUGGUGAUAAGCCUGUGCAUAACUUGUGCUCACACAGGAACGGAAGUCAUAAUCCUUAUCUUGUUUAUGAACUGAAUAAAAAUGGUGUACGUUGGCUGUAAUGGACGGUAUAGACAAAUGGAGCAAGCGAUCACUACAAUGUUCGUAUAAUUAGUGUAUGUUUGUAUGUAUGAAGUUAGAAUAAAAUUAACAUGUUUCAAUGUACGCGUGGGCGACCAGUAAUAUAUUAACACUAAUUAAUAUGGACACGCGCGUGUCAUGUGAUCCGAAUAUUUUUAAUAAUUAAUAUAACCAGAUUCUAUUCUGAUUCUCGUAAACUGAGGCCUGGUCAUCUAAACUUGGUUUUACAACAAAAACACGAAAUAGUUUACCAAAAGAUCCAGAAGCGUGUUAAAAAUCUAGAAAUAUUUGCGAAUAUGAAGUGAGAUAAAUUGGAUUAAUGUUAAAAUGUGUUGAAUUUAUUGCGAGGGAUACAAAAUAUUCUGAAACUAUGUGUUGUCUAUUAUGUGUUUUAUUUUUAAAGAUAAAGAUCGUGAUAAUGGCGGACAACUGUUUCCUAAACUCAUUUAAAUCCAGCUCUUUCUAACUCCUAGUUUUCUUCUGAAUUAAUUGUGUAUGAUUUUAUCUCCUUUUGUUAAAUAUCGUUAUUCUGAACAACAUACGAUUGUAUCUACUACUGUUAAAUACCGUUAUUCCGAACAACAUAGAGGGAAACACUCCGUUUUAUGGACUGGAGUUUAUUUUCAAACUAAUUGUAGCUAAUCGUGGUUUUAUUCAAGGUUUCGGUACUCUUACAAGUAUCUUUAUCAAACAGUCGUGGUGUUAUUGAAUGAUAAGAGUUGCUUCAGUAUCUGUAAGUGGAUGAUUGAACUGUUGUAAAAAUAAUUAUUAGAUAACGAAAUGAAUAGUGAAAUACAGUGUCGUUACUAAAAUAAUUGUUUUAAAUAACGUUAUUCCAUGAAAACAUUUUUCAUGUUGUUGAAUAGCGUAUUGUCAAGAACUUUAUUCAAUCAGAACAUUUCUAAAUAUUCCAAAAGUGUUCUUCAGUUGUGCGUCGUCGUUAUUCGGUGUGGAAUUGUUCAAUUGUGUCGUAACGUUAUUCGACGGUGAAUUGUUUAAUAGUGUCAUAACGUUAUUCGACGAGGAAUUGUUUAAUUGUGUCGUAACGUUAUUCGACGGUGAAUUGUUCCAUGGCGUCGUAACGUUAUUCGACGGUGAAUUGUUUAAUAGUGUCAUAACGUUAUUCGACGAGGAAUUGCUUAAUUGUGUCGUAACGUUCGUUAUUCAGUGAGAAAUACAAUUGUUCAAAAGUGGCUUAACGUUAUUCGAUGAGGAAUUGUUCAACAAUAAAAUGGCAUCCUAUGGAUUAAACGGCACGUUAUUGGAAUAGCUGUUGUAAGCGUUACUGAAAGAAAGAUUUAUUCGAUUAACGAUUAUCUUAUGUUGAAUGUGACGUGGGAAGAUAAGCAUCAGUGAACUGUAUGAUUAAACUUUAGAUUUAUUAUACGAUUCAAUCAGAUCACAGACAAACGAUUCCGCGAAGCCCGAUUAGAAUAAUAGCACGUGGCAUGUUCUAAUCACGCGGUUUAUCACCUAAUAAGGACAGGUAUAUACUUGAUGUAUGAUAACAGAUCAAUGAAAUAACCAUUGUUAUAAGAUAUAGAUAAUCUCUACAGUAGAAAGUUUAAUCUUCGACAAAUAUUUAAAAUAUUGUCACUUUGGACUAGAUGAGGAUAAAUUUAGACGACUCCGACUUUUGAUCCGCAGCGACAAAGUGUGAAGUUGUUGACUUAACUAAACUAGGAGUAGAGUGGAAUUAAAUGUAACUGGAGCACUUUAAUCUGAUAAAAAUAAAUCAUAUGACGAGAUUGCAACAAUAUCUGUUUACACAUUUGUCACGUGACCUCUGAUAUUAAGUACUUAUAUAUCUACGGUUAUAUGUAUAUAAGUAAAUUAUAGUUGACAACCAAUCAUAGAUAGAUACAGCACGAGACUAGUGACCUAUAAAUAACUCGGAGUUUCCUUUUGAUAGGGGUCUAUCCCAUCUGGUUUGGUUGGAGUUGUCACAGGGGGGAACGGAGUGUUUUAUUAAUGGUUAGAUACUUAUAACAGUCGCCUUCGUAUACAUACAAAGUAGAAAGGACAUUACAAAUAGUUUUAGUGGGAAAGUGAACGUGCAAAAUGAUGGAGGAUUUCAUUCCUUUAAGCUCGAGCCUGGAGCGCGAGCAGUAUACUCUACAGCGAUUGAAUUCGUCAGGAGAGGAAAGUGAUGCAAGUUACGAUGAUUUAAGAAGUAUAAGUCCGUCAAGUAUGUGGAGUUUAGACAGUUUGGAGGACGAGAUAUUUUUGGAGUAUUUAUUUUCACAAGGUGUCGUGGAAGACGCCAUUCAAAAUACGAAACAGUCGGGGGUAAGUUUACCUAAUGAAGUCAACCAUUUUCAAUCCGACCAAACUUUAGCGGCAGUGCCAGCUAACGUUACGCAUACUCCGUCAAACGAUGUUUUGUUGGGACAAGUUAAUUCGUUACCUUCCAUAGAAUCCCUCCAGUCCUUCAGUGUUGGGGACGGACAUGUAACAAGCCAACCACAGAGCUGUAACAAUCAAAACUCUUUCGCUAACAAUUCCAACGAGCUGGUCGUUCUUGGCGUCGGACUACAAAACCUGAUGCACACAUACGCCAGUAAACCUGUUACCACAGAAACCAAAAAACCCGUCCAGUCCCAGCAGGCACCAGUCUACUUCCGUCAACCAACAACAUUCCAUCCAGCACCCACUGUAACGGUAACUAACGCUACCAGAAUACAAAAUAUCCACGCCAAGUCCCUAUUAUGUCAUCCAGUCGUACAUGCAGACGUAAAUGUUCGAGUCACCAAGCCAACGACCCCUCGACAGCCCCGACACACGUUGUCGGAUGAGAUUAAAGUCUACCACUGCACGUAUAAUGGUUGUACGAAAGUGUAUAGCAAGAGUUCCCAUCUUAAAGCCCACCUUCGACGUCACACGGGCGAAAAACCGUUUGAAUGCACGUGGACAGGAUGUGGAUGGCGAUUCUCUCGAUCCGACGAGUUGGCCCGACAUAAGCGAUCACAUUCCGGCAUAAAACCCUACCAGUGUAAACUUUGUGAAAAACGAUUCUCUCGUUCCGACCAUCUCUCCAAACAUUUAAAAGUUCAUCGUAAGCGUUAAACGAAAGCGAAAGCGUCGAUUAGAGAAACUAAAUCUUUACGUUUUCUCUCUUCAAUAGUUUGUCAGAAAUACUCGAUUCACAGCGGCCAACAGAACUAUAAACAGUGCUUAUUAAUUUAUAAAUCCCAAAUCACCAAACAUUUAUAUUAUGUGCUAAAAACAGUGUUAUGUUAAAAUACACACACGUGUGUGCGUGUGUGUGUACGUGUGCACCUUAUAAUGGAUCACGUGUUUAGUCUCCCAAUCCAUAUUUUACAUAUUACACGUGUGUGUGCGCAUCGUCAUUUGGUAAUGACCAAUUCCUUAUGUUUCAAUGUGUGCAUGGACUUCCCCAAUUUACGUACAUCAUAUAAUUAUGUUGUUAUAAACUUAAUGUGUGCACCCCUUUUGCACAAGGAGACAUUUAUGCGUGUGCAUCUUGAUUUUUUUUUUUAAAAUCGCUAGGCGAGAAUUACAAUGUAAUGUAUGAACUUAUUCGUGUUUUACACGUACAUUAUGGUUUCAUAAAGGUAAAGACAAUCCUUCAUAUAUAAGACAGUUAAAUUGAUAUGUGUGCACACCAGUAUUUUACACAUGUAUUACACGUUGACCUGUCAUGGAUUAUAUGCGGUGACCUACAGGCAUGACAAUAAAAUAGAGUUUGACCCCCAUUUAAUAAACCACGGUGAAUUAUAACAGAUUAGUCUGUGACGUCAGUGUCAAGUAUUACGUAAUAGCCGUGUAUUAAACUGUGCUAAACUCACCCUUGGACUUUUGUCAUUAAUUUCAAUCUAACGAAGACAGCUACAACCAGACAGGCCCAGAUAUGAUUUACACUUAAAACAUUUAUCAUUUGUCUAGUGUAGUCAGCAUAUUUAUUGCACCCAUUAGUUUGACUUGCUCGAGGAAAUUACUAAUUAAAAUGCAUUAGGCCUACAAUUUCGGUUCGUUUGUUUUCUGAGUUUUUACACUGCAACAUCGUGAAUGAACGAAACGAAAUUUGUAGAUAACAUUCAUUAGGGCUAAAUCUAUUUGUUAAGGCCAGCUCAAUUUUCGUCAAGGUUUUUGAGAUGUAAAUAAGGUUAGGGCACGUGAUUGUUGGCGAGAUUGUAGGUUAGGGCUAGGGUAAGCAUUAGGUCUAGGUCUAAGGCUAGGGUUAGGGUUGGGAUUAGGGCUAGCCCUGUUUACCUCCCGUGACCUUUGACCAAACUUGAACUUGGCCUUAUCAAUUAGAUAUAACCUACUAAUUAGUUAUGUUCCCUCAGCUUCGUCUAUUUUCCGAUUUUUACACGGCAACAUCUUGAAUGAACGAAACCGAUUUAUGUAAGCUAUUGACUUGUUUCGGUAUCCCGUGA